CAUGUGUUGCAAAGUCGCGCCGCCCCCGUCUUCCUUAGUUCGUCUAACGUGGGCGGGUGGAGGUGGAGGGUGGGACACUGGGAAAUCAUACAUACAACAAGUCUCUGUCUGGGCUACGAGACGAGUACGGCUAUGACUGACUGCGUCUGGAAAUAUGGAAUGUGGGCGUCGGACGCACACAGCUAGCUGACCGCCUUGACCGCCCCGACCGCCACGGCACCAUGCUAGGUGAAGACAUUCUUUACCUUUGUCUUCCCCCUGUCUGCACGACUGAAGGACUAAUACACCGAGACCGUGCACACCAACUGCGACUUGCUGGUCUGGUGUCUGGCGUCUGGUGUCUGUGUAUUACUGUAUGUACACUGGCUGUUACAUACGACCUACCCUACCUAUGCUGCACACUGCACUGCACCGCAAUGGACUGGCUCCCCUGUCUCCCUGCCUCUCCCUGCAACCCACACGACACUUACUCCAACCUAGCCCCAGUUCCCAGGACCCAGCUGAGUCGCAGGUCUCGUAGCAGCGCGAGGCCCGACCUUUCAAGGGCACUAUGCCGGAUCCUAUCGACUCUCCUCGUCUGCCACCUUACCACACUGCAGGAUAGGCUAGGCGUAGGUGUUAUUUUGCUCUACUCGUCACCCUCGCUCCUCUUCCGUCGGGCCUGCUCUUUUGCCCUUAGAACAACCAAACCCCCCCUUGGCGCUUGGCCCCUUGCAAAUGAUGCACAAUGGACUGGCUCACCUGGCUCCCAAGCUCCAACUGGCUUAACUAUCCCAUUCGCCGCUAUUGGCCCGAUCCCUUUCGACAGGCUCAUUAACGGGCUGUACAGGCUGCCCUGCUUCCUGUUACUUACUGCACCCAGCACUGCCAGUAGUGCAGUAGUGCCACUGUCCGGGGCUCCCUCUUGCUUGUCUCGCUCGCCCGGCCAACAUGCGCCGCACGGAUCUCCGUUGCGCCAUGAUACAUACCCGCGCGCGCUCAAUGUCCCUUUCUCUCUUUGUGACUUGGUCACUCCCACAGUCCUAGUGGUGUUUCUUUUGCUCGCCAGUCUGGUCGUGGGCCUUGAACCAUGAUGCACCACCAUGGUGAUCAGCUCCUGCUCGCGUUCCAGCCGUGCGUUCCACUUUCACAACGCCGUUCCUUCACGAGGCCGGUCCCUUGUAGUCUCCCUUAGGUAGGUAGGCAUUCAUCACCCGUCCCUUGUCUGCAUAUUCCUCCCUCUUAGUAUGAGUAGGACCACGAGUCUUUGCUUAGCAGCUUCCCAUGACUUGUAACGCCGCUACGUACCC
Aaosphaeria arxii CBS 175.79 is the source of this 1289-nucleotide messenger RNA. RefSeq lists its product as uncharacterized. The transcript has a single exon. Bases 222 to 1073 code for a protein of 283 amino acids. Lineage: Eukaryota; Fungi; Ascomycota; Dothideomycetes; Pleosporales. The record is from RefSeq and is a predicted model, not a curated record.